AUGGGUAUUUAAUAAAUUAAACUUAGGGAAUUUAGAAGAUAAGGUUUAACAAAGAUAAUAUAAAUAAAAUUAUUAAAAGAAUUAUUUGAAACGAUUUUAUGAUCAGAAGAAAACUCUACGAUUAAAGUAUAUUUAUCAAGAAGAAUAUAUUGAUGAAAGAGAUUUAGGCAUACAAAAGUGCAAUAUUCUAAUGCUGCUGAGGGCAUCAAUAAAGGAAAUAAUAGCUACAUAUACAUACCAUAUAUUUAGAAAAAAAGAUGAAUUUCGGGAGAAAUCUUAACUAUAAAUCGUUGGACUCUUAUCAGGAAACACGGAGGAUGUUAAUUUAGAGAUAUAUAUGUUUCAUAUACAAAUCAAGAUGGCAGCAUCAAAGAUGCUAGAGGAAAUGGUUGUUUUUGGAACCCUAAAUACAAAUAAUCAUUUUGAAUUCAAGGAUAUUUAUUAGGAUGUACAAGAUAUUUUGUUGGGGUAAAUCGAACGCCUAAGCUGUGAGAAUGCAUAGCUUAUAAAAUAUGUAGUUCUUAGCAAUAUAAAAUUAGUAGUGA
Molecule: messenger RNA, 545 nt
Organism: Paramecium pentaurelia
Lineage: Eukaryota; Ciliophora; Oligohymenophorea; Peniculida; Parameciidae
Source: the annotation of a GenBank genome assembly